Aedes aegypti (yellow fever mosquito) is the source of this 2715-nucleotide messenger RNA. It is a transcript of the gene Naam, whose product is annotated as nicotinamidase. NCBI's taxonomy places the organism in Eukaryota, Metazoa, Arthropoda, Insecta, Diptera, Culicidae. The record is from RefSeq and is a predicted model, not a curated record. The coding region runs from base 148 to 1266 and encodes 372 amino acids. The transcript is spliced from 9 exons. Gene Ontology annotation, molecular function: calcium ion binding.
UUACUACUACCUAGUUGUAACCCUAGCGCUGACAUUGAAACAAUCGUCAUCGGCUCCCGGCUUAAUCGUGUUUGAAGUUCAAUAGUUGAAGAAAGUAAAUCGGUGAAAUUCGCUUUUGUAAGUGUUCAAUAUCGUGUGAUAUCGAAGAUGACUACAUCGAACGAAUCAGCGCCGUCGGAUUUUUCCAACGAGGACUUUAUGACGAACCCAUCGCUGGCCAUGGAUGCCUGCUUCACUGCGUUCGACAAGGACGGGGACGAUCGCUUGUCGUUGGCGGAGUUUACGCUGAUCUGUCGAGCGCUGUUCCGGAAUGACAAGGGCCACAUCUACGUGGUGCCCUCGGAACGGCUGGACGAGAUGUUUGCCGUGUUCGACAAGAACGAGGACGGAUAUAUUGACCGGGAGGAGUUCCAGUUUUGCUGGAACCAAUGGAUCAAGACGAUUGUACGACCAAUCAGCGCCUUUCUCAUCGUGGACGUCCAGAACGAUUUCAUCAGUGGAUCGCUGAAUAUCAGCAACUGCAGUGCUCAGCAGAAUGGGUUGGAGGUGAUUGACCCGAUAAACAAGCUCCUGGAUACGGUGGACUUCGACUCGGUGUUCUACUCCCUGGAUUGGCAUCCGAGCGACCACGUUUCCUUCAUCGAUAACAUCAAGCAGCGACCCAUUCACCCGACCAGCCCGUUGAACGCCGAUAACGCCCAAGUGUACGAUACGGUUAUUUUCGCCGGUCCGCCCCCGAUGAAGCAACGACUUUGGCCACGGCAUUGCGUCCAGGAUUCCUGGGGCUCGGAGCUGCACAAGGACUUGAAGAUUGUCGAUCAGGGCAUCAAGGUGUACAAGGGCACCAAUCCGGAGGUGGAUUCGUACUCGGUCUUUUGGGACAACAAAAAGCUUUCGGACACGACGCUGUGCGGACAGCUGCGGAUGAAGGGCGCCACCGACAUUUACGUCUGCGGGCUGGCAUACGAUGUGUGCGUAGGUGCGACGGCGAUUGAUGCUUUGUCAGCUGGCUAUCGGACAAUAUUGAUUGACGACUGUUGCCGUGGAGUGGAUGUGAAUGACAUCGAGAGCACCAAACAGACGAUGAUAUCGAACAACGGGGUGAUCAUCAAUUCCAGAGAGGUCAAAGCGAUGGUGGAGGGCCGCGAUCGCCGGCCGGAACUGGGCUAUAAGCUGGCCAUGGAGCUGAAGAACGCCGAUUCGGACCUGUCGAAAAACAACGCCUGCCGACGACAGUCCCAACCGCAGCAGGACAGGCCGCAGUAAAAAAUAUGGUGCUUUUACCACCCUCCCUACAGAAAAGCUGGUACACAGCUUCCAGCAUGACACUACUGGCGCUCUCAUUAAUUUUUCGGUAUCAGUUCUGUUUGAGUUGAGAUUUUUUUUCCUGCACAACGUUCGUCAACUCGGUUUCCGGUCUAUGGAUUUUUGCUGUCCUGUCUGUGGCGAUGAUGACGAAAAAUACGAAGGCAUGAAGGACAUAGCAUUUCCAUUUCGGUGACGGUUUCCGGUCAGUGAUUCCUAUUUGAGCUGGGGGGUGGUUUCCGUCAUCGUCGUCGUCGGGGUGGAUUUGUCUGGCUGACCUGCGGCUAAAUUUAUCUUUAUCAUGUGCCUAAUAAAUGGCAUGGUUUUUGUUUUCUCUUUAGUUUUAGGUACAUUGUUCAGGUGCUUGAAAAUCAUCCUAUCACUUAAUACUUAUCAGCUAUUCUUACUUAAGCUACUGUUAUUUAAGAUUGUUUAUAAUUUUUAGAAAGAAAUAGUACGCUAACAGCAACAAAGUGCUUGAAAACAGUAAAAGAAUGUUCAGCAACUACUUACAACUUCUACUGUUUGUAAAACUAGUUUCAUUUUGUAACAGUCUCAACCAGCAUUGCAUUAAUGUCUUUAAAGUCUCUAUUUUAACAGAAACGGUUUCUAAAGUUACUUAUUUCCUUGAUUUGCGUGCAGUGAAUUCUGCUGCAAAAUGCUUGUGGCUCCAAAGACUAUUACUUGAAUAAUUCAGGAAGGAUUUUCGAAUCAAUCUGGUGGGAAUCUAGGAUCAUAUUCCAAAGGUGUUUUUGGAUGAAUCCAAGAGGGAUUUCCAGAAGAAUCCCUGAAAAAUUUCACGUAAUGCGAACGGAGUGUUAGAUAAAGAAUGAAACUUGUUUUACAAGCAACUUAUGCAACAGCCCCAUAGAUGGACACCAAUUUAUUCUGAAACCCCAACAGUUACUAAAGCGACCUUUCUAGUAGAUUAGUUAUAGGUUAAACUUUGCCGCGGUGGAGGUUUCUAUUUUAUAAGUAGCGUCACUUUUGCACUUUACUUAGUUAAAAUAGUCCUUCUUUAAGUAGAAUGUGCUCUUUCCCUUUCAAACAUUUUCCAUCUUAGUAGAGUUAUGACUAAGUGUAUCAUUAUGAUGGUUUAGUGUUUUUUAUAAUCCAAGAAAUGACAAAACAAAAACAGAAGGUGAUAAAUUAUAGUUAAUGAUGCAGAAAUUAUCCGGAAACAUGCAAGGUAAUAGAUUUAGAUGAUAGAAAAAUCAAACAGAUUAUCAUAUAGAAUUGUUGACCUAUUUUCUCCCAGUGUAGAUGGCCAUAGUUGAAAAUUAUUGUAGAAAAAGUCUAAUGAAUUCCUAGCUUGUACCUUAACCACACAGUCGAACAUCACAAACAAGUUCUGUAAACAUGAUGUAAUAAAACGGAAAACUCACGUGAAUAGCCCCACACUGAUGAGCA